Messenger RNA from Meriones unguiculatus (Mongolian gerbil), 3705 nucleotides. RefSeq names its product potassium channel tetramerization domain containing 15 (gene Kctd15). Gene Ontology annotation, biological process: protein homooligomerization. The record is from RefSeq and is a predicted model, not a curated record. The transcript is spliced from 7 exons. Bases 283 to 1134 code for a protein of 283 amino acids. Gene Ontology annotation, molecular function: protein binding. NCBI's taxonomy places the organism in Eukaryota, Metazoa, Chordata, Mammalia, Rodentia, Muridae.
GUGGGGGGAGGGUUGGGGGCGAGAGAGAAAGUAACUCCAGGACGAGACCGGAGCGACCCGCGCGCAUCGAGCAGCAGGCGACGGGGCUGCGCCGGGCGCCCGACACCGGCGGCCGCUGGGGGCGCGGGGGCCCGCUCCGCCGCGCUCCGGCUCCGAGCAGUGGUCCCGGGAGAAGGGUCGUGGUCCGCCGCAGAUGCUUUUGUCGGAGGUUCAGUGGAGAUUCGGGUCAAGGCCUAAGGCCUGGGGCUUCCAAUGAUACUCUGGGCAGGGAUGGAAGCCUAGAUGCCUCACCGCAAGGAGCGGCCGAGCGGGUCGUCGCUUAACGCACACGGCAGCAGCGGCGUGGCGGAGGGAGGAAAUAUGUCCCGGCUGUCACUCACCCGGUCGCCCGUGUCUCCCCUGGCUGCCCAGGGGAUCCCACUGCCAGCUCAGCUCACCAAAGCCAACGCACCGGUGCACAUUGACGUGGGUGGUCACAUGUAUACGAGCAGCCUGGCCACGCUCACCAAGUACCCCGACUCCAGAAUAAGCCGCCUCUUCAACGGCACGGAGCCCAUUGUCCUAGACAGUCUCAAGCAGCAUUAUUUCAUCGACCGGGAUGGGGAGAUUUUCCGCUACAUCCUGAGUUUCCUGAGGACGUCCAAACUGCUGCUUCCGGAUGACUUCAAGGACUUCAACCUGCUGUACGAGGAGGCGAGGUACUACCAGCUGCAGCCCAUGGUGCGGGAACUGGAGCGCUGGCAGCAAGAACAAGAGCAGCGGCGCCGUAGCCGGGCCUGCGACUGCCUGGUGGUCCGGGUCACCCCGGACCUGGGUGAACGCAUCGCGCUCAGCGGCGAGAAGGCGCUCAUUGAGGAGGUCUUCCCGGAGACGGGAGAUGUCAUGUGCAAUUCCGUCAACGCGGGCUGGAACCAGGACCCCACGCACGUCAUCCGCUUCCCCCUCAAUGGCUACUGCCGACUCAACUCUGUGCAGGUCCUAGAAAGGCUGUUUCAGAGGGGCUUCAGCGUGGCCGCGUCCUGCGGGGGAGGCGUGGACUCCUCCCAGUUCAGCGAGUACGUACUUUGCCGGGAGGAGCGACGGCCGCAGCCCACCCCGACUGCCGUCCGGAUAAAGCAAGAGCCCCUGGACUAGGCCUUGCCUGCGACCCCCCUCAGUCCCGGGGCAUGGAAAUAGUGCUGAGGAGUCUUGACUGUUGGUGCUCCCCCGGUGAGCGCGGGAGACUCAGGGUGGGGACGGAGGGUCUGAGCUCAUCCCUGGGAAGGCCAGGUGUCAUGGCAACAGAAUGAGGGGGCGCCCAGCGGAAGGACUGUUGACGUGACCCGAAGAUGCUGCGGGCUGUGGCCAGCUCCCGAGCCCUUCUGCUCCUCGGCCUGGUACAGCGUCCUCUGCUGGGCCAGUCACUCCAGAGCAGCUGUUCUAUCUUCCACGCUUCGAGACGGCGGCAGGUCUCCCGGCGCUGGAGAUGGCUUAUUUUUCUACAGUAUUUAAAACGGAACUAACUGUCGCUGCACAGGUCAGCAAGGCCGACGAGGACCAUCGCUGCUCUUUUCCUGGUGCUCUGUUCUCAGCCCAACCUUCGGCAAACCUUGCGAAGGAUGGGCCGCCGGCGUUCGGGCCCAGGUGCCUGCUGAGCUAGGGCUGUGGGGACAGAGGUGGGGUGGUGCCGCCGCUGGAGGGGAUGGAACCAGGGUCCCCAAGGGGCAGGGCAGCGGGGAGGAGGGCACUGGGGCUGUGUGACUCUGUGGCUUUCAUCUGAGCUACUCCGCUGCCACCUGUGUCCCAGACUGCACUUGGUGCCAAGGGACUUCCAAUCCCGACUGACUGUGCUCACAUCUGGGUUCUUGGAGAAGUCUCUGCCCAUCCGGUCAGCUUGGGGCCACAGCUUAUCUCAGGAAUGGGCCCUUCUACCAAGGGACUCAUCUGUCAGCAUCCAUCUCUGGGUCCCCACUCAGGGAGCCACCCUCCACCCCAGCUCCAAUCUCCCCACACUCACAGGCACACCAAGUUUUAAUUAAAAUGUGCUAAGCUAGCCUGUCAGGAAGGCCCAGACCCGGGCUUACCCAGUGCCCUUAACCCCACAUUUCCAACACGGACUGGUCCUGAGAAGUCCUCACAGACCUGCUCUCUCCCGGACGACAGGCCCAAAAGACAGACACCCCAGCCUUGUCACCUCUCCCCAGCUCCUCCCAAGUGGGGGAACGGCAGAGAACUGAUGGAUGGGGUGCCCUGGCCGGCACCCCCUUGUGUAUAGCGCCUGUAGGCUUGUAUAUGACUCCUUUAAUAUUGUAAAGAAGCUGAUGUCCAACUGUUGUGUGUUUGUGUAAACACAUCGUCGCGUUCCCAGUUCCUGCCAUAAAGGACGCUAUGAAACAUAAGACUGAGGCUCCGUCCUGGGCGGAAACUGACGCCGGGUUCCCGGGUUCCCGACUUGUGGCAGAGAGGGUUGGGGCUGCCGUUUCCUUCCUGGGUUCUUGCAGUUCAAAUCGAGGAGGAAGGAGCCACCGUGGGUGUUGGGGGGAGGGUGCAGGGCUUGGUCACAAGCUCGCUGUUGUUCAUUGCAUUUGGGUGUUUUAGUUACUUCCGGGGGUCCCCUCUGGGCUGCAGGGGUUCUGGAGUCUGAGACCUUUAGCCCCUGACCAGAUAGCUGAGGGGUAGGUAAGCAGGUUUCUGAGGAGUUUGAGAACAGGCUCAAACAUUUGGGAUUUUUCUCAUGGUGUUUUAGUUGGAACUGAAUUGAUGCUCCUCUCCCUUCCCCUCUUCCCCACCCCCCCUUGAGAGAAAUCACUAUGUAUCCAGGCUGGCCUGGAACUCACUCUGUACUCUUGACUGGCCUGAGAGCCCCACGUCCUGGGAUUGCAGCCGCUUGCCCCGUCUCACUUGUUCACUUUAAACCAACACACACACCUGUAUGAGAAGGUGAUACAAUGUUUCAGGCCAGCCAAGGGACAGAGGCUUUGCAGCCAACCUGCAAACCGAAUCAGGAAGGAGUCUGCCCAUGUCAUAUAGGCCUCUGAUUUUAAUGAGUUUUUUUUAUUAUUAUUCAGAAGUUCCUGUACGCUUAAGCCCACGAGGGGGUCCAUUUUACAUGCAUGCCCAGGGUCACCAUCCCCAGAGCCUGGGAGUGUGAGGCCGCAGAGACGCCGUCCUCCCGUACGAUCUAAUUUGCUGGACAAACUUGUUUGGCCUCUCUGUUUAGGAGCCUGCCUACAGCUGGCACAUCUGCAUGCUGGCAUCAGGCAGGCACCUGAGAGGAGGAAGAGAGUCAUGUCUGUUAGCAAGGAAGUCUUGUGGAAACACCUAACGCUGUGUGCGUUCAUGGAUUUUUUUUUUUUUCCUAGCAUAAUAGCGUGGAACUCCACUCCUGAUGGAUGGAGAUCCUCUAGUACUUUCCAGCCAUCUUUUUGUGCAAGAAGCCGCAGCAGGGCAUAGUGGGCACUCCUAAAUCCUAGCAGUUGGGAGGCAGAGGCAGAAAGAUCAGGAGUUCAAGACCAUCUUCAGCUACAUAGCCAAGAUAUGUAAGCUCUAGGUACUUGGGAGACUGGGACAGGAGGAUCACAAGUUCAAGGCAAUCCUAGGCAGUUUAGUGAGACCCUGUCUUAAGAGGUGAAGGGUGGGCUGAGCAUGCCCAAGGCCCCAGGUUCAAUCCUAUCCCUCCUCACUCCCCAAAGCAGGGAAGACAAAUAAAGGUAAUGUUUACACCAA